Messenger RNA from Quercus lobata, 1074 nucleotides. RefSeq lists its product as uncharacterized. Bases 1 to 1074 code for a protein of 357 amino acids. Lineage: Eukaryota; Viridiplantae; Streptophyta; Magnoliopsida; Fagales; Fagaceae. The record is from RefSeq and is a predicted model, not a curated record. The transcript is spliced from 2 exons.
AUGCGAGAUGCCGAGACUCUCAAGGUUUAUUCAGAUAGAUACUGGGAAAUGUUUAAUGAAAUAGAGGGAGAGCAUGAUGAUGUGGCCAUAAGUACUUUCAAGGCUGGCCUUCCAGCCGAACAUGAUUUAAGGAAAUCUCUAACUGUGUUUCAGGAGCCAGUGCAGCAGGUAUUAGAGAAGAUAAAGAAUGAGCCCUUUUUUAAUUGGCCAAACAAGAUGGCAGGAGAGCCUAAGAGAUGCAACCCGAACCUUUAUUGUCACUAUCAUCAAGAUCAUGGGCACACGACGGAGGAUUGCAGGAACUUAUGGAACCAUUUGGAGCAGUUGAUCCGAGAGGGGAAAUUGAAGCAAUUAUUGCAUCAUUCCAGUAGUAGGGUAAGCCAGGCAGGCUCAGAAAUGCAUGGGGACGCUUCUUCAAGACUCCCCCUUGGUACGAUAAACGUUAUUUUUGCCGCCCCAAGGAGGAUUGGAUCUUGUCCUUCCAGGGUACUGUUGGUGUUCCGACCUCCGGCUGAGGAUCAUUGCCAAGCGUUGAAGAGAGCCAAGGUGGACGUCCCCCUGAUUUUGGGCUUUUCGAACGAGGACAAGGUUGGAACCAUACAGCCCAAUGAUGAUGCUCUGGUAGUCACGCUGAGAAUUGAUGGGUACGAUGUAAAAAGGGUGAUUAUUGAUCAAGGUAGUGCUGUUGAUAUAAUGUACCCAGAUUUGUAUAAAGGGCUAGGUCUGAAGCCAGAGGACUUAGCAGCCUACAGUUCCCCUCUGGUGAGUUUUGAGGGAAGGAUGGUUACUCCAAAAGGACAGAUCAGACUACCUGUGCAAACCACUAUGGAUGUGGUGGAGGUGGACUUCAUUGUUGUAGACGUUUUCUCUCCAUACACGGCUAUUAUGGGCAGACCUUGGCUUCAUACCCUGGGAGCAGUCUCAUCUACUUUACAUCAGAAAGUGAAGUACCCAUUUGGAGGGCAAGUAUUGGAGAUAGUAGGAAGCCAGGUUGCAGCUUGGCAAUGCCUGGUAGCGGCUAUACAACAUUGGCCAGAGGCAGAGACCUCGGCUACCGCCGAUAAUGGAUUAUAG